Molecule: messenger RNA, 1830 nt
Organism: Aspergillus oryzae RIB40
Lineage: Eukaryota; Fungi; Ascomycota; Eurotiomycetes; Eurotiales; Aspergillaceae
Product: putative MFS multidrug transporter
Exons: 2
Coding region: 1-1830 (609 amino acids)
Biological process (GO): transmembrane transport
Molecular function (GO): transmembrane transporter activity
Source: RefSeq, a predicted model, not a curated record
AUGGCUCCCCUUUCGGACCAGGCCAUAAACAGGGAUGAGAAGCUCCAUGAGUCGGGGGCUUCCUCCUCAUCUCAGGUCGAUGGAGGAUUUGAAAAAGAGGCUGAGCCUCCCCUGCACAAACCCCAGCUGGGUUUAGCAAAUGACCCUGCGGCUGCUGGAACUACCUUCCAUCAGCUGGAAAACACCGCCUUGGACGGGGGGAAGAUCGAGUUGACAGAAGAAGAAUGCUACGAUCAGCUGGGCUACUCUUUCCCAAGUUGGAGAAAAUGGAUGAUUAUCUCAGUUAUCUUCCUUGUCCAGGUUUCUAUGAAUUUCAACACCAGUUUGUAUUCUAAUGCGCUGGGGGGUAUUUCGGAGGAAUUUGGCGUCAGCAUGCAAGCUGCUCGUUGUGGAGCGAUGAUCUUCCUUGUGCUCUAUGCGUUUGGUUGCGAGCUAUGGGCUCCGUGGAGCGAGGAACUGGGUCGCAAACCGAUUCUGCAGGCAAGCUUGUUCCUGGUCAAUGUCUGGCAACUCCCUGUUGCCCUCGCCCCGAAUUUUGCCUCUAUUAUGGUUGGCCGUGCGCUAGGUGGUCUUAGCUCCGCUGGAGGAUCGGUCACUCUCGGUAUGAUUGCAGAUCUGUGGGAAGCUGAUGACCAGCAAUAUGCUGUAGCCUGUGUGGUCUUCUCUUCUGUUGGUGGAUCGGUACUUGGACCAGUUGUGGGUGGAUUUGUUGAAGCAUACCUGCCAUGGCGCUGGAACAUCUGGAUCCAGCUCAUUUUUGGAGGAUUUGUCCAGAUUGCCCAUUUCCUCCUCGUCCCCGAGACCCGUACUACUAUUCUGAUGGACCGGAUUGCCAAGAAAAAGAGAGAGAGCGGCGAAAAUCCUAACCUCUAUGGUCCUAACGAGCUCAUCCCCUACAGGGAGCGAUUCUCCAUGAGGGAAAUUCUGGUCACCUGGGUCCGUCCCUUCAAGAUGUUCUUGACUGAGCCGAUCGUCCUUACCCUCUCUCUUUUGAGUGGAUUCAGUGAUGCCCUGAUCUUCAUGUUCAUUCAAUCAUUUGGUCUCGUGUAUGCCCAAUGGAACUUCAGCACCGUGGCAUUGGGCCUCUCGUUCCUUCCAAUUCUCGUGGGUUAUUUCAUUGCCUGGGCUUCGUUUGUCCCCGCGAUCAGAAGAAACGUCUACGAACGGCGGAUGAGGCCAGAUGACGAGCAUACCCAAUAUGAAUCCCGACUCUGGUGGUUGUUGUACACUGCGCCCUGUCUUCCCAUUGGUUUGAUUGGCUUCGCAUGGACCAGUCUACCCCAGACACACUGGAUUGGAACUAUGGUUUUCUCGGCGAUCGUCGGUAUUGCUAACUAUAGUAUUUACAUGGCUACUAUCGACUACAUGGUCUGUGCAUACGGUCCGUACUCGGCCUCAGCGACGGGUGGAAAUGGAUGGGCGAGAGACUUCCUCGCUGGUGUUCUUACCAUCCCUGCUACUCCUUUCUAUCAGAAUAUUGGCGGAAAGUACCAUCUGGAGUACGCAUCUACGAUUCUAUUCUGCAUCUCAUUCGUGCUUGUAAUUGCGGUAUAUGUGAUCUAUUGGAAAGGACCAACAUUACGCAAGCGCUCGCCCUUUGCCCAGCAAUUAUCCGAUGCCCGCGUCGAAAUGCAAACCCAUGGUCGCCGGCUUUCUAAGAUCCCCUCCGGGUCCCGGGCGAACUCCUUUGCUCGGUCUCAGCAGAACUUGCGCAUCCGUCAAAAUCUUGGGAGCCGUCAAGGCAGCUAUAUUGGAUCCCGCCCUGCUUCACAUGCCAACUCCCGUGUGAAUUCACGCGUCAACUCUCGCCGAAACAGUGUUAAUCAAUAG